Aspergillus welwitschiae is the source of this 750-nucleotide messenger RNA. RefSeq lists its product as uncharacterized. The record is from RefSeq and is a predicted model, not a curated record. The transcript has 2 exons. NCBI's taxonomy places the organism in Eukaryota, Fungi, Ascomycota, Eurotiomycetes, Eurotiales, Aspergillaceae. The annotation marks the transcript as partial.
CUAUCAAGUAUUUCAAUCGCAUUGUGGUCCUCAAAUGGCCACGAUUGCUGCUAUUGGCCAAAAGGCCGAUUGUGGGUUUUUGGGAGAGGAGGUUUCUUCUGUGGCGUCCAACUGCUGAUUCAACUUGCGGAUGUCAUCAGGGAUUGGGGGUAUUCGUGGCUUUUUUGGGAGACACAACUGGCACUAGUUCUUCCCACCGAUGGGGACAAUCUCAUUGAUCCUUUGGCCGAUGACUCGCUAGCCGCCUCGUAGUAAAUAUGUUUCUCGCAUCUCGGCAGCCAUGUUGGUGAUGAGAAGGACAUGUGAGAGCAAAAAUGCAGAGGCAGUCAAGCCAUGGUGAUAGUAUAUCGGACCCCCCCGUCUGACGCAGUUCUAGACUUCAACCCAGCGUCUUGGUUAAUCUACUUGUCAAGGUGCCACAUGAAAUUUCCCUUAUAUGGCCCAAGCGUGCUUAAGCAUAGUGCUCACUUGCGGAUGCAUCCCAUCCGACCGUCCAUGCUGGUGGGCACCGAACUGUUGCCGAUUAGCCUUAAACAUUCGGCGCGGCCCGUUUUCGAAAGUCAAAAAGUCACAUUAACGUAAUGACUAUGGGGCCAGUAAGGUACUUUUUGCGCGCUGUCACACCAAGUUACAGAAGACGGGCGCGCAAAUUCAAAGUUUAAUAGCCGCCUAGGAUAUCCACUGAUGUGAAGGACGGCAGAAAGGGAAGGAGCACCACCCAGGAAAUGAGGAGAAAGACAAGAAACCAAG